AACAUUUAACUUCAUAACAACCUAUGUAAGGUUGAUACUGUUAAACCCAUUUAAAGGUAAGGAAACUAAGGUUCUGAGAUUAUAACUUGUUCAAAAUAACCUAGUAAUUAAGAAGGAGGAGUGAGAGGAGCCCACUUCUAAUUUGAUCCCAAACCCCAUGCUCUUUCCGUAGUCUGUCUGCCAGAUGAAGUAUUUAGUGAGGUUCAGGGGAUAGAUCUUGCUUCUCAUUGAAGACUCUAAGAUGAAUAUAUGGAAUGAGAAAAACAAGAAGUGAGGGAUUAUGCCAAGAUUUUGAUGAGACUAUGUGCAUGGGGUAUGUAGGAGGUGGAGGGACGGUAGAUGAAUAUAGAAGUAGAACCUGGUUUGCGGAAGGAAGGUGUUGGUGAGUGUUCAGUUUGGGACAUAUAGAAUUUGAGGACAUUAUUCAUUCAGGUGAUAUUUAGUUUGAGUGGCUUGUCUAUACUUGACAUUGUUCAGGACACUGGAAAUACAUUGAAGAAAGGGCAGCCAUGGUCCCUGCUCUAAUGGAGAUUGUGGACUUAGUGUAAGGGCAGACAGACAAAAACAGUUAUAACUAAGUGUAAUGGGUGUCAUGAUAGAAGUAAGGGGAAUAAUUUAAUACAGACACCUGGAGAAAGUGAUUCUAUAAGGCUCCAGGGUUAGUAGAAAGAUGUUUAAAAUGGCUAUAGCUUGGAUAAACAACAAGGUCCUACUCUGUAGCACAGGGAACUAUAUUCAGUAUCCUGUGAUAGAUCAUAAUGGAAAAGAAUAUGAAAAAAGUAUAUAUAUAUAUAUGUAUUCAGAAUCACUUUGCUGUACAGUAGAAAUUACCAUUGUAAAUCAACUAUACUUCAAUAAAAUAAAUUUUUAAAAAUGGAUAUAGCUUAAGGUACAAAUGGAGGAAGGACAGAGAAUUAUCAGAAAUGGAUAUAGGAGAUAGAAAGGUUAAAGAGUUGAUAAUAUUGUUUUCCCCUAACUUGCCCCUUCCUACACAGGGCAAAAAUGAUGAUUGCCUCCAGCUAUAGGGAACAACUGGUAGUUCCCUGAUUUUCAUGCUUUGUUGCCCCCAUGACUUCUGCCUGGAAUUUUCCUCCCCUAACCCUUUUGUCUGGCCAACUCCUGCCCAUCUUUAUCAUAAUCUUUCAGAAAGCCUGCUGUGUCCCCUUGUUCCAUGUCCCCACAGUUUCCAGAGCCUACUGUUCACACUGUCUCUUCUAUUAAUUGUAAUUGCAAUAAAAGCAGGGACCUGUUCAUCAACCUAUGAGUAGCCCCCCAGUGCUUGACACAUAGUGGGAUGGGUGCAUGGAUGAAUUAAACAAAAAUGAUCACAUCUGGAAAAGAAUUUGCAUUUUAUGAACAAGAGGAAGAAGUUUCAUCACUUCACUAAAAGGGAACUUGACUAAGUCAGUGGUUCUUAACCUGGGGUGAUUUUGCCUCUCCCCACCCCCAACUUGGAACACUUGACAAUGUCUGGAGACACUUUUGAUUAUGACAGUUGACUUGGGGGAGGGGCACGUGGUUAUAAGCAUUGAGUAGAGGCCAAGGAUGCUAAGCAUCCUAUAGUGCACAAGAUAACCCUCCACAACAGUUAUCCAGUCCAAAAUAUCAGUAGGGCUGAGGUUGAGAAACCCAAGUCUAACCAAGUUUAGCUCUCUUCUGCCUAAAGCAGUGGUUCUCUAAGUGUGCCCCCUACUCCUGGCAGUGACAGCAUCCACUUGGGAACCGAUAGAAAGGCAAAUUCUAAGAUCCCACUCCAAAGCCACUGAAAGAAACUCCAGGGAUGGGCCAACUGUUUUUGAACAAGCUCUCCAUGGGGUUGUGGUGCAGGCCGACAUUUGAGAACCACUUCUAAAGUAAAAAACCUCGGUUGGCAGGCAUUCCCUGGAAGUCCCGUGGUUAGGAGUCCUUGUUUUCACUUCAGAGGGUGGGGAAAGUGGGCUGGUAAUAAAGCCAGGGCCAAAACUCCAAGAGACUCCUGGGGUGGGAGAGUGGGUAAGGAAUAAUGGUAAAACAGUCCACAGGAAGUUAUGGGCUCCAGGGUGAAGUGGUCCUUGAUAUCAGAUAUUUCUGAAGAGUUGCUAAAUAUGAGAACAGGCAAAGGGAGGUGAGACUGCUGCUAAUAGUUAAGACUCCUGAAAUGGAGUGAGGCAAGGAUAAUGUCGUUCAGAAGUGGCAGGUUUGAGUAGUGGGGGCCUGAAAGCUUUCAGUUUUCAGUCAUCUGUGUGGAAGAACCACUUGUAAAAAUUUGUAUUUAGUGUUAGGUUUCUGGAAAUAACUAGCCAGGACUCUCAUCCCUCUAACACAGAAGCUCUUAUUCUUUUUGUAUUUUCUUUCAGGCUUUAGUUUAUGUACAUAGCUAUUUUUACAGUGGAGAGUUGCUGCCACAGUAAAUUAAAAAGUGUUUUCAAAGGUUAUACCAGAGCAGUAGGCAGAAGAGGUAAACUAGAUCCCAUGGCCAGUUUGUUCUGCUUGGGUGCAGGUGGUCAUAGGAAAAGCAGGUGCCUUAGGCUAAUUUUGGUUCUCUGGGAAGAAACCAGUAAAGUCAACUUCAGAACAGAAAUUUUUCUCAAGCUUCAUUAAGGAAGUCAAGGAUAUAGAUAAGACAAUGGGAGAGGAAAAGUCUUCUUCAGGGGAAAAAACUUGUAUCAUAAAUAGUAGAUACUCAGAGCCAUUCAGAUUAGAUAGUUUUAUGAAGAAGCUUUUUAUUGAGUGGAUGUGAGGGGAGAAAAGAAUGUUAGAGCCUUGUCUGUGUUGGGAGAGGGAGUUAAAAUAGGUGCUGGUGUUAGGGAUUUGUUUCCCUAACAAGUUGAGUAUGUUAGGGAACUGCUCCCUAAUGUUGAUUGUAUUUUUAAAGCAGUUAUUUUCCAUAGAAAACUUUUAAUUUUUUUUCCUUUAGAAGGAACUUUCAUGACUGUAUGUGUGUCAGGCACAGUGCAGUGAAUUUUUAAGCACACUUCAUAAGCCAGGGAAAUUAAUGGUGGUAUCCCCAGUUUGUAGUAUGAGGAAAUUGAGGCUCUAAGUAAAAUGAUGGGGCUCCAGUCAGACAGCAAAUAAGUGUCAGGGGUAGAAUUCCAAACCCUGGUAUGUUUUCUCCAAGACUACUGUAAUUAACACAGUAACAGAGUUGCUGUAGUGAUCAGUUUCCUAGAGGUUAUCUGAUACAUCUUCAUACCUCCCCUUAUUGGACUGGACUCAGUACCCAAGGUUGUACAUCAUAACCACAGGGAGAUUUUUCAAAAUAUGUGGUCUAAGAUUCCCCCAAAGAAGUUCUAUGGAGGAAGACUUUUAACAAAAGAACCACUUUCCCCCACCCCCAUUUCCUCCUAGUGUCUCCUCUUUCCCAGAAGCCAGGCUGUACAAAGGCUGAUUUUAGAGCAUGGAGCAGGUGUCAGGCAGGGCUGGGCCAGCCAGCUCCAAGCCAAUUCAGCUGUGAUGGUGACAGCUGCUCCUCUCCAGUUGCCGUAACUAGCGGAUCUCAAUCACCUGGAAGAGGGACAGGGCGCAUAAGGGUCUUUUGUGGCCAUGGGCAACUGGUGUCAAGCUUUCUGGAUUCAGAUUUUUCUCUCUGUUGUAAAUCAGUGUUGUGACCUAGGGAGCCAUGGAUCACAGAGGCUUUCACCAGGGGAGUUUCAAUAGCUUCCAAAGUAGCUCCAGUGAUGAAGACUUGAUGGACAUACCAGGGACAGCCAUGGAUUUCUCCAUGAGAGAUGAUGUUCCUCCUUUAGAUGGAGAAAUAGAAGAGAGUAGGUCAUACAAUGGUGGAGGAAUAGGUUCCUCAAAUAGGAUGAUGGACUUCUUGGAGGAGCCAAUCCCUGGUGUGGGGACCUAUGAUGAUUUCAAUACAAUUGAUUGGGUGAGAGAGAAGUCUCGAGACCGGGAUAGGCACCGAGAGAUUACCAACAAAAGCAAAGAAUCAACAUGGGCCUUAAUUCACAGUGUGAGCGAUGCUUUCUCUGGCUGGUUGUUGAUGCUACUUAUUGGGCUUUUAUCAGGUUCCCUAGCUGGCUUGAUAGACAUCUCUGCUCACUGGAUGACAGAUUUAAAAGAAGGUAUAUGUACAUUAGGAAUCUGGUUUAACCAUGAACACUGUUGCUGGAACUCCAACCAUGUCACCUUUGAAAAUAGAGACAAAUGCCCAGAGUGGAAUAGCUGGUCCCAGCUUAUCAUCAGCACGAAUGAGGGAGCCUUUGCCUACAUAGUCAAUUAUUUCAUGUACGUCCUCUGGGCUCUCCUAUUUGCCUUCCUUGCUGUAUCUCUUGUCAAGGUGUUUGCACCUUAUGCCUGUGGCUCUGGAAUCCCUGAGAUAAAAACUAUCUUGAGUGGUUUCAUUAUUAGGGGCUAUUUGGGUAAGUGGACCCUGAUGAUCAAAACCAUCACACUGGUACUGGCAGUGUCAUCUGGCCUGAGCCUGGGCAAAGAGGGCCCCCUAGUGCACGUGGCUUGCUGCUGUGGGAACAUCCUAUGCCACUGCUUCAACAAAUACAGGAAGAAUGAAGCCAAGCGCAGAGAGGUCUUGUCAGCCGCUGCCGCUGCUGGUGUAUCUGUAGCCUUUGGGGCACCUAUUGGUGGAGUAUUAUUCAGCCUAGAAGAGGUCAGCUACUACUUUCCCCUCAAAACACUGUGGCGUUCAUUUUUCGCUGCUUUAGUGGCAGCAUUCACUCUACGCUCCAUCAAUCCGUUUGGAAACAGCCGCCUGGUUCUAUUUUAUGUGGAGUUUCACACCCCAUGGCAUCUCUUUGAGCUUGUGCCCUUCAUUCUGCUGGGCAUAUUUGGUGGCCUGUGGGGAGCUCUUUUUAUCCGCACUAACAUUGCCUGGUGUCGGAAGCGGAAGACUACCCAGUUGGGCAAGUAUCCUGUCGUAGAGGUUCUUGUCGUGACAGCCAUCACUGCCAUCCUGGCUUUCCCCAAUGAGUAUACCCGAGUGAGCACAAGUGAGCUCAUCUCUGAGCUGUUCAAUGACUGUGGCCUCCUGGACUCUUCCAAACUCUGUGAUUAUGAGAACCGUUUCAACACAAGCAAGGCGGGUGAGCUGCCCGACAGACCAGCUGGCGUGGGAGUCUACAGUGCAAUGUGGCAGCUGGCCUUGACACUCAUACUGAAAAUUGUCAUCACUAUAUUCACCUUUGGCAUGAAGAUUCCUUCUGGUCUCUUUAUCCCUAGCAUGGCUGUUGGUGCUAUAGCAGGUCGGCUUUUGGGAGUUGGGAUGGAACAGCUGGCUUAUUACCACCAUGACUGGGCCAUCUUCAAUAGCUGGUGCAGUCAAGGAGCGGAUUGCAUCACCCCGGGCCUUUAUGCGAUGGUUGGGGCUGCAGCCUGUUUGGGUGGGGUGACUCGGAUGACCGUUUCUCUUGUUGUCAUAAUGUUUGAAUUAACUGGUGGCUUGGAAUACAUUGUGCCUCUGAUGGCUGCAGCUAUGACAAGCAAGUGGGUGGCGGAUGCUCUUGGGCGGGAGGGCAUCUAUGAUGCCCACAUCCGUCUCAAUGGGUACCCCUUUCUUGAAGCCAAAGAAGAGUUUGCUCAUAAGACCCUGGCAAUGGAUGUGAUGAAACCCCGGAGAAAUGAUCCUUUGUUGACUGUCCUUACUCAGGACAGUAUGACUGUGGAAGACGUAGAGACCAUAAUCAGUGAAACAACUUACAGUGGCUUCCCAGUGGUGGUGUCCCGCGAGUCCCAAAGACUUGUGGGUUUUGUCCUCCGAAGAGACCUCAUUAUUUCAAUUGAAAAUGCUCGAAAAAAACAGGAUGGAGUUGUGAGCACUUCCGUCAUUUAUUUCACCGAGCAUUCUCCUCCAGUGCCACCAUACACCCCACCUACCCUCAAGCUUCGGAACAUCCUGGAUCUCAGCCCCUUCACUGUGACUGACCUUACGCCCAUGGAGAUUGUGGUGGAUAUCUUCCGCAAGCUGGGACUGCGGCAGUGCCUGGUUACACACAAUGGGCGGUUGCUUGGGAUCAUUACCAAAAAGGAUGUGCUAAAGCAUAUAGCACAGAUGGCGAACCAAGAUCCCGAUUCCAUUCUCUUCAACUAGAAUCACAGGGUUGUACUGGAUAUAAAACAGGAAGGACAUUGCAGACCAUGGAUAUAUUUUAUUAACUGGGUACCCAAAACACAUUUCCUACAUUUGGGUGGUGAAGUUAUAUCAGUGUGUUGUCUCUUUCCUGCAAAUUAACCAGUUGCACUACGUAAUCUCUGGAAAUUAUUCUUCUCUUUAGGAGAAAAUUCAAUUAGGCUUCUGUGAUAUUGCAUUAGGAAGAUUUCAUGAAAGAGUAAACAAGAUUGCUAUGAUUUAAUUCUUUUCUUUCUUUUUAUUUAAAGAUUUUUUUAAUUUAAAACAUAAUUGUUAGCCAAUAUGCAAUCACUGAAAACUAUGCAAGAAAAAUUCCAGAUGUCCUGACCUAUAGCCUGCAGGAAGCUCAUGAAAAAGUCACUUUUUUGGACUCUUAACUGUCAUUGGUGGAAAAUGAAGUGUAAACUAAGGGGCUUUGCUUUUCCAGCCACAGGAAGGAAAGCCAGAAGGAAAAUAGUAAUGGUAUUUUCCAGACUGUGAAUUCAGUUCAAAUAUUAUCUUGUUCCUGUUACAGUAUUUAGCAUUAUUAGUUUUGUGUGUUUAUGUAUAUGUUAAUUUUAAUGUCUGAUUAUAAGACAAUGCUGCUUUGGUUAAUCUCCUCUAAGUGAAUUUAAAGAGAUUAACUUUUAUAGCUUGCUUGUUCCUGGUACUCUUUUUUGACGUGCACAAAGAUAAGUUAUAGAAUUUUCUCCUUGUCUGCAAAUAGGCUAAUUUUUCCAGGUGGUCUUUGUUAGCUAGUAGACAAAGACUUGGCCAUGAAUUUGUUAGUAACAAGGAAUGAUUUCUCCAGCUUCCUUGAAAUGAUUAGUAAAGUUCUAAGCAAAGUCAAUGACUAGGUCUUUCACAUUUUUGUGAGGUCCCAACUAAUCCUCUUACCCAGAUGCCACCUCCAUGAGUGAUGGUGCUUUCGGCUUCUGGAAUAUAGAAGAGUAAAGGGAACCAAAUCUAGACUGCAUACUGGUAAACCAGGGAAGAUUCCAAGCUGUAUCUGUGUUUUCAUGCAUUCCUUCGUAACAACCACCAAUACUAAAAUGACUGGGCACUCUUGCCUCUUCCCAGUGUUAAGUACAUUUAACAGGCCAGUGUUUUCCCCAUGAUGGUGAAUUUAGGCUUGAGAGUACUUUCAGAUAUAUUCAAGGCAUUGGAACAGGAUAGGCAGCUCUGACUCCCUUGAGGCUUCUUAGACUUCUAAAUAAAAUGCAGAACCAUCCUGAGACCCAGGGGUGUGGACAAGGCCUGGUGACACCUAAGGUGCUUGUAUCCAAUUGAAAAGGUGCCUGUCUCAAUUUCCUACCACCUCUACUGCAGUAGAAAACAUCUAGGGACACCCGGUGGAGUUACAGAGCCACCACCAUCAUUCCAACUACGUUUUCUACAUGUUUACCCACAUGCUGUUGUUUCCCCUCCAUUCUUCUCCCUUUUCCAUGCCUUAGUCCUGAGUCCUCUCUUUGGGAUUGAGCACUGUGCCCAGUUAAUCAUUCCUAUUACAAAAAGAUAACUCCUGGAGCUAAAUUGUAAACCCAGCCUCCAGAAGCUUAUAGCCCAUGGACCAGAGAGGCAACACACAGCCAUUUGCUUUGCUCUAUAGUCCAGUAGCUACUGCCGUGCCUCCAUUCCCACGCUGAUGCCCACAGCAGUGAGACUCAAAUGCUAGGGGAGAGAGCUGAACCUUUCCCAUUUUCCAAGUCUGUUCCCAGCGCUUCCCACCAUCCUUCCAGCCUAGAAUCAGCAGUCAUUCAGCAUAGCCUUUCCUACCCUCUGUCUCCUCUGUUCAAGCACCUCAGUGUACCUCAUUUUAAAAGUUGCUGAUCUCUGAGUCUAGGAUUUUUUACCCCUAGUUCUUAUGUUUCCAAAAUCUGAAAUUCUUUUAUUGCCCAGAACUAGGGAGCCAAGGCUUAUUUUGAUUUUUAGCUUUAAAGUAUCAAGGCAGUCACCAGAGCUUUCCCUUUAAAUAUAACACUCUAGCAUUUUAAUGAAAAAGAAAAGACCCUCCCUAGGUUUUAUUACAGUAUAGUCAUGACUCAGUAACUUCACAAGGGACAAGUAAGUCAUUUGUCCCUUCUUUGCCACUGAUUCCCUCAAAAGAGAUGUGGCUAUUUGCCCUACCACCACAUCUAUUGUGCAGUAGUCAAAGUUCUUAUGUGUGUACUUCUGGUUCACUACCUAUCUCUUCUUAUCAGCCGUCCAACUAAAGUUUGCAAAACAGGAAAUGUUAAUAUUUCUGGUAUUUGAUGACAGUCAAAGGUUUGGUCACAUUUCUUAGGGCAGCGGUGAUAUGGAGGGUAUGUAAGUUUGCCUUUGUGUUUCUUCUAGGCUCUGUUUUUGAUUUGAAACAGAUGAGCCAGUGUUCAGGUGCUACUUUAGAGAAUAAAUUCAAGAAAUCAGAUAAUACUGUGCCAAGGUAUACUUUCUAGAUGCUAAGCACUGAUUGGCCCUCCAGAGAAAAACAUCCCUUUGAUACCUCACUCCUAGUAAAUCUCAUUCAUUAAUCUCAGCUUCUCAGGAAUCCUUGUAACUAUAUGCUAAAAGUACCUGUAGUUUAUGAUAUCCAUUAUAUGUCCAGUCCUAUGGUUUGGCUCAAAGUUUGGCUAAUUGUGGUAGCGCUCCCUGCUAGACUGCUAGCUCAGCACCUUAACAUUCAGAGUUUCUUAUCUUGAGGCAAAGGAAAAUGUUCUUUCUGCCACUGCCAAUUCAGCAGUUAGACAUCAUUAAACCAACAGAGCUGAUAUAGGGAGGUCUGUUAGUAGCCAGAAAUGGUCAAAUACCUCAGUGGCAAAAGACUGGGAGACCAGUCUGUUCUGGUAUUGAGAGAAAAUUUCCCAACACAAGGGAAGGAUUUAUAAAAUUAUGCCAAUAAGCACUUCGAGAGAGGGUUUUCCAAAGCAAAAUAUCUGUAGGCAUCCAGCCAUGAAAGGAAUGAGUGUCUAGAUUUUUUUUUGAGAGUCUAGAUUUUUAAAAAUCUAACAGCUAUAUUUUGUAUCUUCAGAUCUUCAGUGUAAAGAAUUAAAGAAACUGGAAUAAAGCUGAGGCAUGUUUAGAUAUACCAUUGGCAGAAGCAGGGAACUGACUGAACAUGCGAAGUCAUGGCCACUUUUAAGAUCAUUUCUGUUAGUUCAGACACUCUCCUCUUUUCUGGCUCCAGUGUCCUUCUGGCUCAGUCCAGCUGGAGUAGAGGUGGUAUAAUCCACAGAGCCCAUAUCCUCUGGUGGAUAAUCCGACAUUGACAGUGCUUUGGAUGUGCCAGCUGGCAGAGCAGUCAAUCUGUUUGCUGCUUGAACUGCAAAGGAGUUCAGUUGUUUGGACACCAGAGACUGAAUCUGAACCCUUUACAGAAAGAGCAGAGAACAGCAUCAGUUUCUCUAUCAAGUCUUCAACUGUGCUUGACCACAAGAAUGAUAAAUUAACAGGGACUUUGUGUGGUCUAAGACUGUGAAGUAAUUCUUAACUAUGAAUUUAUGAACCUAUUCAGGUGGAGGGGAGGAGCAAAUACAUUUUUUAAAAACAACGUGCAAUAGAGUCCAAUAGGGAAAGUGAUCACCACUGUAUGAAAGUAUUUGAAUCAACUGUCCUGGUUGGGUCCUGACCUUGGUUUGUUAAGUUAGGUGGUGAGUAUCCCCAUGAUAUCUUUUGGUUUUGUUUUUUUAAUCAUAAGGAGUGCAGUUUUUGAGGUUGAAUAUUUAAUAAAUGAUAGUCAAGACAGUUAUUGAAAUUUUGAAAUGGCCAGUGUGUUUUAUAUUGCUAAAGUACUUACUGGUGAUGGACCACAUUGUAUUGUGAGAAGUUGUUUUACUUUCAUCAGAUCAGAACCAUAUGCAGGCCACUCUCUGUUCAGAGAAAGCAGAAGAGUGUCUUUCAUGGUGGUACAUAGAGUAUUGAGCUCUUGAAAACCCUGAGAAAAAUUAAGAGUUUAGAAAGUAAAGGGGAGGUGGAAUGGUGAGUAAAAGAUGUCUAAAUAUGUGGUCUGAACUUAAGUGUCCUACAAUCUUGAUUUUUUUUAAACCACCUCUGGAAUUACCUGGAUUCCCUUUGGAGAGAGGGUGGAAAGUUAUGGUAGUGAAAAAACCCUAGUAAGAAAAUAUAUGAGUUCUUGUAAGAUGGUGGGAGAAGGUCAUUCCAUGCUCCAAGCCAAACACCCUGACAUUUAUUAAACUGCUUAAUUAUGUGCCUCAAGGGGAGAAUAGUUAGUAGUCGCUGAAAGAGCAGGCUUUCCAAGCAACAUAGAGGCUCAAAGCAGCAUUUGGUUGGAGGCAGUCUACUUUUAUGGAGAGGGCUGACCCAAGACCAGACAUCUGCUCAUGGAGGAGGGCCGCGUCUCCUGCCAUUGCCUAAAUGAUAAACUUUUGGUAGAUUAUCUUGAAUUUUGAUAGAAAAAUACUUUAAAAUUUUAUGUCUUUAGCCUCCUUGGUAUACGCUUAUUCUAUAUUAAAAAGAAAAAAGUGACGGUGUCUCAGAGCUCAGGGAGCUUUGUAAAUUUGAACUGAAAUUGGUGUAGUAGACCUGUGGCAACCACUCAACUGUGCUCUGCCUCAAUUUUGAUUGCUUGCCCCAAGGGGAGACUUUCUUGGACUAGUAGGUGUUAGCAACUUCAGGUCACUCCCCAAAUGUUUGCUGGUCACAAUCUCAUUUCUAAACAUCUGCAUCUGGGCAAAGUUUUGAAGUGACAUAGGGAGCAAAAUUGGUUUUCCACCAUGUAAUCUUAUUUUGCCAAAUCACCCAAGAAAGAAGGAAAGUCUGUGAUGUGUGGAGUUUGCAUUUCUUGGAUGGAACCUAUCAGGUCAUCCAGUUCAAUCCUGCAGUCAUGAAUUCCUACCUCUUAAGUUCCUGCCAAAAGGUCUUCAGCCUCUGUGCGCACACUCAUUGAAUGAAUGCCUUGCCUAAAGUUCAGCCUUUUAAGGGGAAAAGGCAUGUGGUAGUAUAAAAUGUGAGGGUUUAAAUCAAUGAUCUCUGCCUCUCCUCCUCUCUCCUGUGUGCCCCUGUCUCUCUGUUUCUGUCUCCUCCCUGCCAUGCCCUAAAUUCAAAAUUUUAUCAUGUGUUAUAAGUGUAUUAUUUUGAAUAUGGACCUUGGAAGAGGGAGAGGAUCAUUCUGAGAGUAGAGAAUGACUUCUGAGUUGAUGGAGCCAACAGGUCUUUGCUCUGCUUUAGGGGCUAAAGCCAGUGAUACCUGCUGGCAGUGUCCAGGGCUUUAGCAUCUCUAUGCAGACAGGUGAAAUAUUCAUUGCUAAAUGUUAUUCUCAUCUACUACUAGUCCAAAUCUGUUGAAAGUCAGAGGCGAUCUAGAACUUGAUGAGUGAAAUGCCUCUUGGCAGAAUGAAGGUGAAGGAGUGGCCUGGGUUGAUUUUGUCAGGGUGGGGAUGUUUAGCCUCAUUAUCUUUCUGACUGUACCUCAACUAUAUGGUCCUUCAACAGUGCUCCUCCUCCUCCAUUUUACUUUAUCCCUUAUUCUCUCUCUUUCCCCUUGUCCUGCCUUUUUACUCCUCAGAUUUUAAUAAAUAUUUACUUUUUUAUUAUAUAUUUGGUCCCUUGGGACUAUGUAGUGAUUAUAAAUUGAAUUCAUUCUAGGUAAAAAAAUAUAUAUAGUGUGUUUAAUAUUUUGUUCUUUUAAACUGUCUUUUGAAGCUAUGCUGUUAACCAGGUACAGGCCAGAAAGGAGUUAAGCCUGAUGAACAGCACCUGGUCAUGUCACCUAGGGAUGCCAUUGAUGUAAUGAUGGUGAUUCUUCUUCAUUUGGCCAAGGCCAGCCUCCUCUUCUUAACCUCCAGUCAUUUCUGGCUGUGGGAAAAAUACCAGCUGUCGGGUGAGCCAGUGAGGCCAGGAUGAUCAGGGGGGCUGGUUCCAGCCCAUGGACCAUUCUAUGAAUAUCUCUGUAGUGAGCUCAUUUUUAGGGCUGGCUUCAACUGCAGUAGCCAAAGAAAACCUGUCUGACUCAAAAUUUUAGUUCCUGAGAGUUGGCAAAAGUUCAAAUGAAGCUAAAUACACAUUAUAGACAUCAGCAGUAGCCUAGGUGUCUAGACCCUAGAAUCAACCAAAGCUAAUAGAGCCUGAGUUUCCAUAGGAAGCUUGGUGCUGAGCUGUUCAGAGCAAUUAUUUAUCUGAGUGCUGCCAAUGCUUUAGUCACACUUUCUUAGCUUUAUUGUAACUUUUAGAGAUGUUGGUCCCUGUUCAUAGGCACAGCCUGUACCAAAGCUAUGGCUUAGUGCACACUUCAUUCUGCUCCCUGGUCAAGCAUAGCAACAUAGUUUUAAAGGAAAGAUGUGAGCUGGGGAGUUAGGAGACCUAGUUUCUAUUCCCUAUGCUUCUACUAACUAGCCUCGAGAUCUUAACCGCUCUGUGCCUCAGUGUUCCCAUCUGCAAAAUGGGGAUAGUGUUAAUUGCCCUACCUACCUCACAGGGUUGUUGUGAGGAUAAACUGAGACAAUGAAAGGAAAGUACUUUGACAAGUAAGUGCUAUGCAAAUUGUAAGAAAUGGAAACAAUCAUGUUACAGGCAAUGGAAUGGACUUUGGCAGAAGGGUUAAUGGGAUUGUCCAGCCCUUUCUCUGUGUGGCUUAAACCCAGGUCGCCAUUGCUUUAUACAUUUUUCACUUAGCACAGAUUUGUAAUUAUGCAUGUAAUAAAGCACAGCCUUAUCCAA
This is a messenger RNA of Bubalus bubalis (water buffalo), 12697 nucleotides long. RefSeq names its product chloride voltage-gated channel 5 (gene CLCN5). The record is from RefSeq and is a predicted model, not a curated record. Lineage: Eukaryota; Metazoa; Chordata; Mammalia; Artiodactyla; Bovidae. Gene Ontology annotation, biological process: chloride transport; transmembrane transport. Gene Ontology annotation, cellular component: synaptic vesicle; early endosome; Golgi apparatus. The coding region runs from base 3599 to 6028 and encodes 809 amino acids. Gene Ontology annotation, molecular function: voltage-gated chloride channel activity. The transcript is spliced from 13 exons.